AGUGUUGAAAACCGAUUGCAGAUUUAACGUAUGUUUGCGGACUUGCACGUUGUUUUGUAAAUUCAUUACAUAAAUUGAGAAGAAGUGCAUCCGAUAUGUACGCCCUGCUCCGACGCUUUGCCGGCGUCACCAACUUGGGCUGUCCCAUCAGAAGCUACGCCUCCUUUACGCCCAGAGAUAUAUUGCGGAGCAGCGAUGAGACCGGCACACUGCUCACCCGCUUCGCCAAGCACAUUGCAAUGGAGCGCUACAGGGAUUCGGAUCACGUGCUACCCAAGACGACAGUCCGGUACUCUGACUUCUUUCCCAUCACGGACGACCGGUACUUUCAGCGGACGGUGCAGAAAACGGAUGCCGCCCAAUUGCCCGCCCUGAUCAUCCAGGCUUCCAGCUAUCGCUCCAAUGCCGCUGUGCCCAUGUAUGUGACGGCGCUUAACACGUUGGAUAACCAUGCAGCCAAACAGCUGGACAAGAUGGAUACUUCCACCGUGCUGGAGACUCUCUACUCCUUUCUAUUCCUCAUACCUAGUUGGAUAAAGCGAAUGAAUUUUUACCAAGCAGCCAUGCAACGACUGGUAAAGGAGGACUUUCGCGGAAACAAGGAGCGAUUCGUUCAGGUGUGCUUCUAUCUGGGAUUGCAAAAGAAGCAGGCCCAAUCUUCUGAGGACUUCCAGAAGCUCCUGGAAGAGCAUCUACCAUCGCAUCUGCCCGCCCUAAAUGAAAUGGACCUUGCUGUGGUAAGCAAUGCGGCGUACAAAACUUCAACCUUGGUAACCGGUGAGGCGAAAUCAGCAUAUGAAGCAAGCCUCGUUAAUGCCAUAUUAAAUCUGGAGCUCAACACCGGAAGCGAUGCCUUGCUGGUUUCGUUUGUCAAGGCAUUGCGGUUGCAGCAAGUCAAAGACGAACGAGUGUGCCAGCACCUGCAAGAUAUCUGUCUGGAUCCUGUAAAGAUAACCCAUAUUGAACCCCGAGGACUUGCCCAUAUCUUUGCAUUCUUUGCCGAGCAGCUUUGGGAUCAGAAUGAAUGCCUAACUGUCGUCGUAGAACGACUUAUGACUCUGCUCAAACCUGGAGACCUACGCUCCAAGGACUUGGCCACAUUCCUGUGGGCCAGCGCCCAACUGAAUUGUGCAUUGACUCCUGAGCAAAUCAGACAACUGGAACUGGCCGCUCUACGCAUGCUGGAUCAUGGGGAGUACGACUAUUUUGCUGACAACCUUGUUGACACCUGCCUCUCUCUGUGCACUUUGGGUCACUACUCCAAGGACCUGAUUAAUGCAGCUGAAGAACUAAAAGCAGCCCAAAAACGCCAGCGAGCCCAACCCAAGGUGGAUAGUCGCUUGAAUGUGCUGCGAUCUGCUGUAGCCAUUGAGCAGCCUUCAAUUGCUAAAGUUAAAAAAGAACGAGCUUUUAAAGAGUUUGAUGGUGCUCCAGCUUAUUUGCUAAAAGAUCGCCCAGACUUAAAGAAAUACGCCAAGGAGCUAAGUGGCGACGCGGAUGUGGAGGGCGUAGAUGUGGUGUGUCCCAUUGUCGGAAUAAAUUUGCCAAGCUUACGAGUGCAGACAAUGGGUGCCCAGGAGAGUGUGUACUUUGUUGAACUACUCACCGCAGAACAGACGCUGAAAUUCAGCAAGAAACCGACUUCAUUAAUACGUCUUAAGAAAAGACUUUUGGAAUCCCUUGGCCGAAAAGUUGUAGUACUGAACUCAACAAAAAUGGCCACCAAUGCAAAGUAACUCCACCAACUCUUGGAACCGACAGCUAAUGCAGGAGAAGAAUCCAAGGUUGCCCAAGGCGUGGGCAACUGAAUUGUGUGAUAUAAUAUGGGGCCAUAUCGGCCUUCUAGGCUAGUUACAAAUCGUAGCUUUAUUUAACAUUGUUUUAUGUACUUGUACAUAUUAUUUAAAUAUUAAUAGCACUAAACAUAA
Drosophila mauritiana is the source of this 1928-nucleotide messenger RNA. RefSeq lists its product as uncharacterized. The record is from RefSeq and is a predicted model, not a curated record. Bases 96 to 1736 code for a protein of 546 amino acids. The transcript is spliced from 2 exons. Lineage: Eukaryota; Metazoa; Arthropoda; Insecta; Diptera; Drosophilidae.